Cutaneotrichosporon oleaginosum is the source of this 393-nucleotide messenger RNA. RefSeq lists its product as uncharacterized. The record is from RefSeq and is a predicted model, not a curated record. Gene Ontology annotation, molecular function: deaminase activity. Gene Ontology annotation, cellular component: mitochondrion; cytosol. Lineage: Eukaryota; Fungi; Basidiomycota; Tremellomycetes; Trichosporonales; Trichosporonaceae.
AUGACCUCCGCUCCCCUUGUUGGCAUUGCCCCCACCCGCGCCCCCAAGACCGUGGGCCCGUACGUUCACGCUAUGCGCCACGAGAACACGGUCUACUCGACUUGCAUCCUUCCGAUCGACCCCAAGAGCAUGCAGAUGGUGGGAGAGACGGCCGAGGAGCGCUUCCGCCGCAUCUACACCAACCUUGGAAUUGUCCUCGAGGAGGCCGGAUCGAGCUACCAGCGUAUCAUCAAGCAGACGCUGUAUCUCACCGAUAUGGAGGACUUUAACUCGUUCAACAAGGUCACAAUCGAGUUCCUCGGAGACCACCGCCCAGCCCGCGCCACGAUCAAGGUCCUCGCUCUCCCACUCGAGGCCAAGUGCGGUCUCGAGGUCAUUGCCGCCACCAACUAG